AUGACAUGGGUCGGAAUUUUAAAUUUGGAAUUUGGAUACAUUAGUUUAACCUUUUUCGUAUUCUCUAUGAUGGAUACCUUUUCUACUGCUAGUGGUCAUCGCCUUAACCUAGUUUCAAAAGAUUCCUUCGAAAGAACGCGUAAAAAGUUUGAAGCCGACUUCCAGGAAAACUCUUUGGAAAAUAAUCGGUGUUUUUCUAACGCUAAUGAAAAUGGCGUCAAAUCAAAGGACACUCUUAAUAGCGCGAAUAGUUCUUUCAAUUUUGACUUGUUUGAUAGUCCAGUAAAAUCCUUAGGUUUUUCUUCGGCUAAUAUGAAACAGCUAAAGCACGUAUCCACGGAGUCUUUAAUUAAAGCGCGUAGAUCCUUAGGAUUUGAUUCUGAGGACAAUGACAAAAUAUUUGGUGAUUUCACCUUAGAAGAAAAGAACGAAUUAUUGAGUCAACAACCAAACUCUAAAGUCAUUACAGAGCGUAUAAGUUACGAAAAUUGUGUUACAAAGAACGAUUAUAAAAUGUCCGAGUCAUCAACGACACUUUCAACAUUGAAUUUUAAAAAAAGUACACCCAAAUUAAAAAAUCAGCCACAUUCAAAGCGUGUUCAUGAAUCCAAUUUUUUAAAUAAAAUCCAUCCUUUCACCCCUUUAAAGACUAAAAAACCACGAAGAAUAUUGCACCCAAAUUUAUCAGAUAAUUUAAAUAGUCAAUCUCUUCAAAAAUCAAUGGAUCUUGAUCAUCCAUCUCCAAAUCAAAUUCAAAAACUAUUUGAUUUAACAGCACCUGCGAAAAGAUAUAAACUUAAAGAUUUUGUGUCUAAUUAUCCUCACAAAUUUUCACUAUCAAACUUACUCAAACUCAAUAUUCCUCUUGAAGUAAUAGAAAUGACACCUUUACUCGCUGCUUCAUAUUGUUUUACCAAGUCUUGUGAUAAAAAAUGGGAAAAUUCCACAUGGGGUCCUAAUGAAGCAAUAUUUAGUCUUAUUGAAUAUGGAGCUGAUCCUAAUUUGAUUGAUAAGAAAUGGGUUUACAAUCAUUAUCAAUUAAUUGUGUGGAAAAUUGCGAGUUUAAUUCGUUCAUAUGAAAGGGAGAUCAAUUGCGCACAACGUUCUGUACUUAAAUUAAUUAUUGAAGGAGACGGUGAUCCAAGUUGGCCAAUGGUUUUAUGUGUGUCUGGAAUAUACGAAGAAUCCGAUUCAUUAGACAAAACAGAAGAAAUGUCUAAAAUUAAAUAUAGUCUUGAAUUAACUGAUUCUUGGUACAAAAUACGUGCUAUCAUUGACCAGCCACUUCAAAGAGCUAUUUUAAAGUCUAAAAUAAGAAUUGGUUAUAAGUUAGAAAUAUGUGGUGCUAAAAUCGAAUGUAAAUCUACCGGAAUACCGGUCCUUGAAGCUUUAAGCUCAAAAAUUCGCCUUAAACUUUCAGCAAAUUCGACAAAACUUGCUAAUUGGGAUGCAAAAUUAGGGAUUAGAAAGUUUCAUCCAUAUGCGUUAUUACGAAGUCUUUCACCUGAUGGUGGAUUUGUUCACGCAAUCGAUAUAAUAAUACAACGAAAAUAUCCAUUGUUUUUUCGCGAAACUAUGAAAGAUGGUACUGUGGUUGUGCGAGAUGUAAGGAACGAAGAAAAUGCAAGGAAAGAACAUGAAAAGUUAGACAUCAUUAUUUCUCCAAAAAAAUACAUUAUAGAAUUUCAAAGUAUUACUUCCGGUGAAGAGCUUUAUAGACUACUUCAUAAUAAUUUAGAAGCCUUUGAAUUCUCUCAAAAUAUGAAUUCGAAACAAAUCGAAAGAUUACAUGAUUACAUGCAAAGAAAAGAACAGAAAAAAGCAUCAAAAAUGAACCAAUGGAUUUCAGAACAAUUAGAGAUGUUAGAUGGUACUCGAGAUGUCGUCCCAUUUUUUAAAAUUCGUGUAUGUGAUUAUCAUUCCUAUUCCAAUGAUCCUUGUAACAAUGAAAAAGAAGCUAUUAUUACAAUAUGGAAUCCUGAGGAACAUUUAAUUGAUUCUCUACGAGAAGGACAACGUUACCAGAUACACUCAUUAUCAACAGCAAUCAAUCAAAGUCUACCCAUACGAUUGAAUUCAGUUGGACAUUCGACUUUAUGGAAAGAAUUAUCAAUUGAUACGAAUAAAAAACUUUAUGUUCCAAGAAAAAUCACUCUUUGUGAUGAUCUUUGGAAUAAAAAAUGUAAUGAAGAAGUUGACAUGGUAGGAAUAAUUUUGGUUGAAGGAGAACUUAUUACCAGAGGACAACGAUACAACAAACCUAUUCAAAUAAAAAAUGUGAUUGUCACGGAUAGCAGUGGACAAAUAGUACAGAUCGAAAUUAAAAAUCCAUUUUUAAUUUGUAUGAACGAAUUAUUUAAGCCUAAGAAUACUCUCGCUUUCAUCAAUUUACAUUAUCGUGUAUACGAUCCACGACAUUCUGUAUUUAUUCUUUCUACUUGUGAUGAAACCGAAAUCAAAAUAUCACCUCGAGAGAUAUAUUUACAAGAAGCAAAAAAAAAUUUAGAAAAAUGGACAAAAAUUCAUUUUGAAAUUAUUGAAAAAUUAGAAGCAAAAGCUAUAGAAUUGUGCAAUCCCACGUUACCACAUUAG
Messenger RNA from Diversispora eburnea, 2592 nucleotides. The record is from the annotation of a GenBank genome assembly. Lineage: Eukaryota; Fungi; Glomeromycota; Glomeromycetes; Diversisporales; Diversisporaceae.